AUGAGCAGUAAAAAUCAUCAUAAAAGUAUACUUUUAACUAAUCCCGAUGGGUUCCAAUCUCAUUUAUUUGAGCCAUCCACUAGCCACACUAAUGAUGUUGCUAAUAUCGAACAUGUGGUACCAGCGGAUGAACCUGAACCAAUCAGUCCCGAGACUCAGAGGGGAGGUAGUGUAGAUGGAACAGGCGGAAUGGGAGUCCAAUUUGAUUCUGAACAACUGAAGAGAGGUAGAAGUCGUAUUAUGAAACGUGAUAUUGCUGUGCGUAAUGAUAGUAGUGGGUCUCGUUCUAAUAGCAAGAGUGUUGGUAGCAUGAGUAGAUCACGAUCAAGGUCAAGGUCGAUGUCCAGAUCAAGGAGUAGGAUCCGUGAAGAAGAGUUUUUAAAAUGGACAGUAUUAAGACAAGAUCCGUCGAUGAGAUUAUAUAAUGUGAAACAUAAGAAUAUCAAGAAGAAAAAUGUUGUUGACAAGAAAGUUACUGAAGAAGAUGAAGAAGAAGAAGAAGGGGAAGGACAUUCUGAGGAUUCCGAGGAAGACGAUGAGGAUGAGGAUGAUGAGGAAGAAGAAGAAUCGGAUGAAGAGCAAGUAAGUGAUAUUGAAGAUGAUGCUGAAAUUGACUCUAAAUUUGAUUACGAUCCUGGAAUGAAAGUCUUACCCAAUUUUGUUGUCAGUAUUAAUGAUGUAUUAGAGAGCAAGAAACCAUGGAUUGCAAAAUUUGUUAGAGAUGGUGGAGAUGCCAAAAUUGAAGAAGGAAUUAAAUUUGAUAAGAUGGAUGAAGGGUAUGUACGUGGAUUAAAAUUAUUGACUAAGAGACUAGAUAUCGAAGGACCUGUAGCUGAUACAAUCCAAUCAACUACUAUUGAAGGUGAUGCUAAAAACAAUACAGAAUCAAAUGGGAAUUGCUACAUAUUGUACGUUGACAUGUCCAGUGAAUCCAUGUAUGCCUUAACUUAUUUGAUGGGUACGAUUGUUAAUAAUGGAGAUAUGUUAUAUAUUGUCCAUUGGGAAUCUAGUGGCAAAAAUGUCUCUGAAGAUAUAAUAAGACAAAAUAUCGUCAAACUUGGUGAACAUUGUUACCAUUUAUUUGAUUGUAUCAGCGGUGUAGUAGAUACAUUGGAUGUAAUAAUAUUAUCGUUGACUCAUCCUUAUCCAAAACAUUUAUUGAAUGAAAUGAUAUCCACGUUGAAACCACAAACGUUAUGUUGCUCAUUAUCUAUGAUUUUAUCCGGUUUACAAAAUUUUGUUUGUGGUGUACCUACACUUGUCAUAAGGAAGAAACUAAAGAGAACUAAGAAGAAAGGUAUAAUGGAGUGA
This is a messenger RNA of Maudiozyma barnettii, 1311 nucleotides long. RefSeq names its product Imp21p (gene IMP21). The coding region runs from base 1 to 1311 and encodes 436 amino acids. The record is from RefSeq and is a predicted model, not a curated record. Lineage: Eukaryota; Fungi; Ascomycota; Saccharomycetes; Saccharomycetales; Saccharomycetaceae. The transcript has a single exon.